This is a messenger RNA of Phoenix dactylifera (date palm), 2010 nucleotides long. NCBI's taxonomy places the organism in Eukaryota, Viridiplantae, Streptophyta, Magnoliopsida, Arecales, Arecaceae. The record is from RefSeq and is a predicted model, not a curated record.
AUGGCGGAGCCCGGAGUUGGUGCAGCGGCGACGACGACGCCGGGGAAGACGGGUGGGGUUCGCCUCCCGGUCCCUGGGGAGGAAGUGAAGGUUCCCACUUGGUCAGAAGUGGCGAAGGGAGCUCCCAGGCAGCCGGUGUGGUCGACCCAUCGGAUUUCUCCAAGGGAGUUACAGGCGAUGCAGAGAAAGUAUCCGGAGGUAUUGGAGGUUCCGGCAGAGGAGUUGGAGGGGACGAGGUCGGAGUGGCGGAACACCACAGUCAUCGUCCGGAGUAUGGGGAGGAGUGUUCCGGCAGUCUGGGUUGCGAAGGAGAUCCGCCGGGUGGGCAAGUUGAAGUAUGAUGUUGAAUGUUUUCCGUUGGUGGAUGGCUUCAUUGCAGUGAGGUUUGCCAACGAAGAAGACCGGGAGGCUGCUCUAUUGAAUGGUCCAUGGGUGGUCGCCGGGCAGCUGCUCGCAAUGGAACGGUGGCGGCCCAACUUUGUCCCGGGAGCUGCUGGGUUAGGCCGGGUGGUUGUGUGGCUACGUCUUCCGGGGCUCCCUCUGGAUUACUGGAAAGGGUCUACCCUGUUCCGGAUUGCGGCGAGGGCCGGUGAACCCUUGGCAAUGGACAGCUUCACGGAGGGGGGGGGCCGAUUUGGUUUUGCAAGGGUUAAAAUAGCGUUGGACUGCUCCGCCCCGCUGAAGCCGGGGAUCUUUUUGAAGGGGAGCUCGGAGAGGUCUGAGGAUAAGUUUUGGCAAGGUUUUCUAUAUGAAAACCUGCCGGCUCCCUGUUCUAAAUGUGGUAGGAUUGGGCAUCAAAUGCAGGGGUGUGUUCCCAUGUCACCGGCGAUGGGGGGGGGAGGUGUGGAAGGAAGCUCAAGCACCAGGAAGGAAACGGUUGGGGAGAGCCGUUCGGAGGUUCCGGCGAAGGCGGAUGGGGAAGGAGAUGAGGUGGGAGAGCAGGGUGUCUUUGGCCCUUGGCUGGUCACGAACCGCCUCCGCUUUCAGCGGCCGGCUAAUGAAUCCAGGUGGGGGAAGGAGGCAGCCAAGCAGAAGGGGAGGUCGGAUCCGGUGUCGUCGCCCGGGCGAGCUACCCCAAAGGCCACCGGAGAUACACCGGAUUCUACCUCUACAUCGCCGAUUGAUCUCGAGGGAUGGCAGAAGCCUUCCAAGGUCGCCCGACGGCGGACGCUUGAGAAGGACAUCGUGGCUGCCGGAGCCGGGGCAACUGGGGAGGGACCAAGUCAACUCGGUCACAGCUCCGAGCCGCAAACCGAGUCGGGGAGUAAAUUGGGCUCGAGUGGGGCCAGUUCCUCAACGGGCCAGGCUGAAGGGCCCAAGUGGGAGAAGGCUGGAGGACCGGGCCCAAGCUUGUUGAAGCGGGCGAGAGCCCCUGUGGGAGGCCGGGCCCAGGUUGGUGGGGGGCAGCAGCGGCCAUCAUCGGGGCUUUUGAGGAGGACGGAGGGAUUCCAACGGUGGCGGAGCCGGAGUUCACCUCCGCCUCAGUCAGCGGUGCGCAACCGUCCCCCCAGGGUGGACCAGGAGCUUCGGGUAGCGGGGGGAGUGAUGCGUGCUGGAGGUGGGACGACGCUCGGACGGAAGCCGACGCGGACCAAGACGGGUGCAACGAUGGAAUCGGCGGAGCUGGAGCCGGCGGUGACGAUUGGUGCACCCUCGGAGCUGACAGAAAGGAAUCGUGGGAAGGAGACUGGUCAUGGUGACGGUCUGGUUGGCGCGGUUGCAGGGGGUUCCGGGGAAGGCACUGUUGACAGACCGGGGGGGGAGUUCAAGCUUGAUGACGGUUCCCUGGGUGAUGGAGGCUUGUUGGGAGAUGGCAAUGAGGAUGGCCCUGUGACUACGGCUCAGACAGAUACCAAGGGGAAGCAUAAGCAGGCUGUGGUCCUAUUGAUGGCCUCUAUCAAGGGGGUGAGCACCAAGGGUUCUGUGAGGAAAGAGCAGAUGGAAGAUGAGGCAGCAUGUAGUAGUGGCUUCGGGGAAGUAAGCCACGCCAAUCUGUCGGGUGAUUUAUGA